Molecule: messenger RNA, 1740 nt
Organism: Brugia pahangi
Lineage: Eukaryota; Metazoa; Nematoda; Chromadorea; Rhabditida; Onchocercidae
Source: the annotation of a GenBank genome assembly
AUGAGUCAGUUAAUAACCUCAUCGGCAAGGAUGCCGAUGCAAUCAGGAAAAGACAAUGUGUCAUUACCAGGACCAUCAACCAGUGCUUCAUCGGUAGAUGCAAAACUCUCAGUUCCAUCAUUACGAGGGCGUGCUGGACAAAGUAAGCCGGUAGUGUCGUUAAACAAUUCGAAUACGGAAUCUGUGGGGCUAAGUUUAAAUGAUAAUGAUAGUUUGAAGACACCAACCGCUUUGGGCAAUACAGAUGUAACACUGAAAACUCCAACUGUGCUUGGUUCACCCACUAAAGGACCGUUUUCUGCCGGCACACAUGUUGACGAACUCAUCACUCCCAAACUCAGCUUAAAUAACUUCUCUACACCAAAUAUUCACACACAAGCUUUCUUCGGUGAACACGAACCACUCCUCACCGCAAACAUUGAGAUUUCAACAGUCUUGCCGCAGUCGUCGAUAGCCAAUGUGACACCAGGCGGUACAACAAUUGGACCGAAUGGAGCUCAAAAUGAUGUUAGAGAUCAAAAGGCUACGAUCACCUUCAAAGGAAGCAUCAGUACAAGUAUUAGUACAUUCGGUUCACAAAGUGUUAAUUCACCCGGUUUAAGUGCAACAAUGUUCCAAUUUUCCCCCCUGGUUGAGCAUUUUUUGCAAUCCAUCACUAAAUCCCAGCAGACAAAUACAAAUUUACCUUUAUUGGUGCUCGACCCGAAUGCAAAAGCAUCUAAUGCUGCCGAUACAUCCGACCUCUUUAAGGUAUUUCAAGAUAACAAAGAUAUAUCAAAUUUGCCAGUUGCUGGAAUUCAGCAGUUAUCUACCUCUCAGCCUUCCGUUUCAUCGGUCUCUGACAAUCACCAAGUUCUUUCAGAUUAUAUACAAAUCGGUCGUGCUGGUGGGAAUCGACGCACAACACCUCCACCUGGACCAUCUGGUGUACGACAGAACGGAUUCAGUUCAUCUACUGCACCUAAUUCUGUUUGUUCCGUAACACACUGCACUCAACAGCAGAAUGUCAAAAUUAGACCAGUUGUGUCAGCUGGUGCCGCGGAAUUGACUUCUGCAUCAGUUCAAAUGCAUCAACAUAAAUAUCAUAUCCACCAGAACAUUACCUGUACAGUGAGUCCAGUAGAAACCCAAAAUAGCAACCAGUCGAAUUCUACAAGUACGCAACGAACUUAUCAAGCGUGCAAUUUCUUGAAUUGCAAUGGUGUACCAUGUCCUUCCCGGACACUCCAAAGCCAGGUUCCAAUCAGCGAGCCAUCAGAUAUUUAUCGGUCGGACUUUCAACCAAAAUCAGAGCCAGCAGACGAGUAUUACCAGGCGCCUUUAUCUUUUGCUCAAUCAGGAUCGCAGAUUUCACAGACUAGCCCGGUGAAAAUCAGCAAAUGUUCUAACCGUCUUCUUAAACCGUCGUCACAUGAACGACCAUACAAAUGUCCAAUAGAGAACUGUGAUCGACGUUUCUCGAGGUCAGAUGAACUGACAAGGCAUAUCAGGAUCCAUACAGGACAAAAGCCUUUUCAGUGUCGCAUAUGUAUGCGAGCAUUUUCACGAAGUGAUCAUUUAACAACGCAUGUACGAACUCAUACAGGUGAAAAACCGUUUAGCUGUGAUAUUUGUGGACGAAAGUUUGCUCGUUCAGAUGAGCGCAAGCGACAUACAAAAGUACAUACGAAGCAGAAGGAACAUCGACGUCUCAAUAUUACCGAUUUCAAUAGCAAUGGAGACUUCAAAUUACAUAUGUGA